AUCUUGGAAAUAUGUUUAAAACCUAUUUAUUGCGUACAGGCACUUAAAAGUGGAUGCGACUAUGUAGCACUUGUACAUGGUUAAAUAAUAUGCAGUACAUGGAGCGCUGUCAAGUGUUUAGUUGAGCAAAUGUGCUAAAGUGCGUAUUGAUUUGUUUUAGACAGCUAUUGUUUAUUGGUCUGUACAACAAUCUAAAACAAAAACUGCGUCGCAGCGACAAAUAUGCAGCCAUAGCCACAGUAUUGGCUAGCUGACAGCAACAACGAUACAAUCGAACGCGAGAGACAGACUGCCAUGGGCGGGUCCGUAAGUCAAGUUUUUCGGUCAGGAUCUGCUUUGCUCUCACAUCGCGAGCACAAGGUGUCGAAGGCGACGGAAGAGAAGAUACAAACGCUCUUCGAGAUUUUAAGGGCCAAUCCGAAAGUAUCGCUACAAACACUCGAGAGUCUAUUGGUUCAGAUACCCAAGCAUGAGAACAUCUUGGUGAUACACGAUGACUGUGGUUACAACAUAUUGCAGCGUAGUGUGGGCCUGAACCACAUCGAUCUUACGAAAUGGCUUCUGCAUCGCCAUCGUCCCGACGUUAACCGGGCGCCCUGCUCCCUGCCUUUGCACAUUGCCUGCCUUAAGGGCUACGAGGAGUGUGUGGAGCUCUUGUUGCGCCAUGGCGCUCGAAUUGACGCGGACACUCGCAUGUGCUUCCCUGGCGCACAUUCACACAACUGCGAGGAAAGUGGGAAAUGGCAUGGAAAUAAUGUGGAUGAUGUAAGCGAGCGCUUGAAUACCAAAUUGCAAAACGCCCUAUGUUAUGCUAUCGACGGUGAUCAGUACAACGUGCUGAACAUGCUAACACAAAAGAUGGAGGAGCCAUGGAUACCGUUUCGCGCCAAGAAACCUCUACUGCAUUUGGCAUGCGAGCGAGGCGCCUGGAAUUGCGUACAACAGCUGGUUGUCACGCGUUCCGAGGAGAUAAACCUAAUCAUGGACGAAUACGCUCCCAUACAUCAUGCGGUACUGCAUGAUGGUCGUUUCCUUGAGCUACUCAUCCAACAUGGUGCCGUGACUACAGUACGUACAUGUACGCAACAAAUGACCCUGCUACAUGUGGUAAUUUUUGCAGCCCGCAAAUCUGCCGAUGAUACACUGGCGACACUGCGCAUCUUGCUGGAGCGCGGCUGUAAAGAGCUCAUAAAUGCUCCCGAUUCGCUGGGCAAUACACCAUUGCACGCUCUGAUUGUUCGCUAUGCGCUCGAGGAAGCGCGUUAUGGGUACGACAAAUGGAGCAAAUGGGAUGUUUUGCACCUGGUGCGCUUUCUGCUGCAAAAUGGCGCCAAGCAAUCCAUUAAUCAGGCAGGCAAUAGCGCUAUGGCCUGUGUCUUUCGUCAUUUGCGCGACUGGGAAGUUUGCUAUGAACUUCUGAACAUGCUUAUAAAAGAGGAUGGUGAUCCCAACAUUGUCGGAAGAGAUGGCUCUGUACCAAUUAUGGUAUUGUUGGUGCCAUUGAUAAACAAGGACCAUUUGCAUCAUUUUACACAUUCAAUGAAGGUUUGUUACCUCAACUGCUUUCGCAUUUUACUUGAGCACGGCGCGAAUGCAAACUGUUCGUAUCGUGCCAACCUCAAGCCUUUGCACGUACUCGUGUUUACCGUUAGUGAAAACUUUACGCUUAAUUGUGAUGCACAGAAGCGCACAAACUUUGACUUUAUCAAGAACAUAUUGCUGCUGCUGCUGCAGCAUGGCUUGGACUGUAAUAAAACAUAUCAGCACAUACUGCAGGCGGUUAUGGAUAUGGUGCAGAAUGUGCGCACCUGCCACGAUAUGCAAUGUAUUUAUGAAUUGACGUUGGUAUUGAUACAAUAUGGCGCCGAUCCUAACAUUGUGCUAAGCAGCAAGACAACGCCCGGUAUUGCAAUAUUCUCGAGCGAAAUCGCCAGUUAUGGCGAGGCGUUGGGUGGUGGAGGUGCUGCUGCAGCACUUGGCGAUAAUACAUUUCGCAACUCGUUUCGCACAAACUCACGCUAUCUACUUUUUUACUACAUUAUAUUGAUAACGAAAAAAGAAUUUAUACUUAACGAUCCGCAUUUGACGUUUACGCGCAUUAUACAUCUCUUCUAUUUGACAAUGCAGCAUGAACCGCUCUAUAAUUGCCUCAAGUCCCUGCACAAUUUCUAUGUCGCCCAAGUGCCGAGCAAGAAAACUGAACAAUUAAUGGCUCUGAUCUCGACGCUGUAUCGCAAGCCGCGCAGUUUAAAGCAGCUAGCUCGUAUGGCCAUUUAUGAGGCAGUAAAUCGCAAACUGGCGCAAAACGUAAACCGUUUAAAUUUACCUGGUCCUCUAAAAGAAUACGUAUUACAGUUCGAAAGAUAACAAGUGGAGCAAAUACAAUCGCCAGCUGGAACAGUAUCGUCGUCAAUGUUAACUUUUUAACGACCAAUGAACUCCAAUUAGAGUCAAUCAUAAUUGCAAUUGGAAUGUUGCCGUUCAAUAUUAUAUUUAA
Scaptodrosophila lebanonensis is the source of this 2497-nucleotide messenger RNA. RefSeq names its product ankyrin-1. The transcript has 4 exons. Gene Ontology annotation, biological process: intracellular signal transduction. Lineage: Eukaryota; Metazoa; Arthropoda; Insecta; Diptera; Drosophilidae. The record is from RefSeq and is a predicted model, not a curated record. Gene Ontology annotation, molecular function: protein binding. Bases 295 to 2367 code for a protein of 690 amino acids.